Ilex paraguariensis (yerba mate) is the source of this 2811-nucleotide messenger RNA. Lineage: Eukaryota; Viridiplantae; Streptophyta; Magnoliopsida; Aquifoliales; Aquifoliaceae. The record is from the annotation of a GenBank genome assembly.
CAACUACAUGAAGACAUGUAAAAAUACAUCGUUUUCGAGAGCAAUCCCUGAGGACCCAUACUCUCUCGCUCCACUCUCCUCCCACUUCCUCACACACACACACACACUUGGAGGUCUGUAAUGGCUGAAUCUGGUUUGCAACGAUGAAGAUAACCGGUGGCAAAGCAGACCUUCAGGCAAUUGUGUCUGCAAAAGCUCUAAACCCUUCACCAGAUUCAGAUCUUAUAAAAAAAUAUAGUUCUCGUAAACCACCUCGCCGGAAGACUAAGAGCCCCAGAUUUUCCGGCUCCGGAGCCCGGUUGAACAGAGACUUUGGAGCUCCGACGGGUAGACGGAGCAGACCCGAAACUCCUUUGCUUCGUUGGAAGUUCGAUGAAAGGAGACAGAGAGAUGUGGAUGCUAAGGAGGAAAAGUUGUCGCCGGAGAUGUGUCGGAAAAGUGGGCGGAAAGCCGAUAUUGCGGUCUCGGCAAGGAAGCUCGCCGCCGGACUAUGGCGGUUGCAGUUGCCGGAGGUUCCGAACAAUGGCGCUGGUCAAGGAUUAGGGCUUUCUCAGUGUGGAGUCAGUCACUUUGGUGUCCCUGUUCAUGGUCAUCACAGCAGUAAAGCGCAGGGUUCUGAGGUGAAUGAUUCAAUACAGAGUCCUCAUUCCAUCACUGGGCCAAGAAAUGGUUCGUUGUGUAAGCUUGAACCUUCAUAUCAAUUUUCAAACUCUGGACUGGAGGGGGCAACAAAAUGGGAUCCCAUGUGCUGGAAAGCAUCAAAUGAAGCAGAACAGAUAUAUGGCCACCCAAAGGUUCUUGACCAACAAGCGAGUGCAGUCUCAGUGGUGUCCAGACUUGAGGUAGAGCUUGAGCAGGCUCGAGCCCGUAUUCAUGAUCUUGAAAAUGAACGGCGGACAUCAAAGAAGAAACUCGAGCAAUUCUUGAAAAAACUCAGUGAGGAAAGGGCCACAUGGAGGAGCAGAGAACAUGAGAAAAUCCGUGCAAUUAUUGAUGACACCAAAGCUGACUUGAACAGAGAGAGGAAAAAUCGCCAACGGAUGGAAAUGGUUAAUUCCAAGUUGGUCAAUGAAUUGGCUGAUACCAAGUUAUCUGUGAAGCGCCAUAUGCAGGACAAUGAAAAAGAGAGGAAGGCCAGAGAGUUGUUAGAGGAAGUGUGUGAUGAGCUUGCAAGGGAAAUUGGGGAGGACAAGGCUGAAGUUGAAGCGCUGAAGAGGGAAUCCAUGAAACUUCGGGAGGAAGUGGAAGAUGAGAGAAAGAUGUUGCAGAUGGCUGAGGUCUGGCGUGAAGAACGGGUUCAGAUGAAGCUAGUUGAUGCAAAGGUCACACUUGAAGAGAAGUAUAGUCAGAUGAACAGGCUGGUAUCAGAGCUGGAGACUUUUCUAAGUUCAAGAGGAGCAACCCCAGAUGCAGAGGACAUGAGGAAAGCAGAGCUCCUUCGACAGGUUGCUGCCUCGGUAAAUAUUCAAGACAUCAAGGAAUUUACUUAUGAGCCCCCAAACCCGGAGGAUAUGUUCUCUGUAUUUGAAGAUGUUUAUUUUGGUGAACCCAAUGAGAGGCAUAUUGAACCAUGUGUUACAUACAGUCCUGCCAGCCAUGCCUCCAAAAUUCAUACUGUAAGUCCAGAAGUUAACUUAUUUAACAAAGGCACAAUUCAGAGACAUUCUAAUGCAUACGUUGAUCAGAACGGUGAUAUGGAAGAAGAUGAGAGUGGUUGGGAAACAGUGAGCCAUGCUGAGGAGCAUGACUCUAGUUAUUCACCCAACGGGAGUGACCCAUCCGUCAAUAAGAUUCACCGUGACAGCAACGUGUCGGGGAGCGGAACAGAAUGGGAAGAGCACGCUGGUGAGGAGACCCCAAUUACUGAAAUCAGUGAAGUGUGCUCAAUACCAACUAGGCAAUUGAGGAGGGUGUCAUCCAUAUCUCAGCUGAGGAGAUCAUGCCCAAGUAACUGUGAAAACUACAAGAUCAUCACUCUCGAGGGGAAUAAUGGAAGGCUUUCUAAUGGGGCCAUCGUUUCUCCAGAUCGGAUGUCAGGUAAACUUGGGUUUAGCCCCCAAGAUUUGGCUGGAGAAUGGAGCUCACCUGACUCCGGGAAUCCACAUAUAACUCGAGGGAUGAAAGGGUGCAUUGAAUGGCCUCGUGGCAUGCAGAAGAGUAGUUUGAAAGCAAAGCUUUUGGAAGCAAGGAUGGAAAGUCAAAAGAUCCAGUUACGCCAAGUUUUAAAGCAGAAGAUUUAGAUAUUUCUCAACUGCCAAUCCUGCUCAGAAAGCCAGACAAAAACGAGCAGCUCCUUCUUCAACCUUCAUAAGGUAUUUAUCCCUGGCUGCCUGAGAUGUGUAAAGGUUGGCAGCGGUUUAGUAUCUUGGGAUUGAUGUUAGCCGGUUCUCCGUUUUACUCCCACAAAUUACCUGCUGGCAGCGAUUAGGUAUCUUGGGAUUGAUGUUAGCUGAUUCUCCAUUCUACUCCCACUAAUUACCUGCUUGCAUAGGGGGUUCAUCAAUUUGUGCCCACCUCUUAGGAAUGACGCUUUCAAUUGAACAGCUGGGUUAUUCUGUCACUGGUGAUAUUUUGGUUGUUGAUGAUAUUAUGUAGCAUCCACUUUGCGGGUGAUUUAGACAACGACGUAUACCAUAUUCACUGUACUAUUUAAAAUCCCGGGCAACCAUCAAGGAAAAUCAAAUUGUUGUAGAGGCUGAAACAUUGGCAUUCUGUUCUACUUUGUAAUUUUAUUCUGAUAUGUCUCUUGAAAUUGAACAUGACAACAGUGUUUAAUAGUCCUCUAUUCUUCUGCAAUUCAAUUCGUGAUUC